This is a messenger RNA of Schizophyllum commune H4-8, 504 nucleotides long. RefSeq lists its product as uncharacterized. The transcript is spliced from 2 exons. Bases 1 to 504 code for a protein of 167 amino acids. Lineage: Eukaryota; Fungi; Basidiomycota; Agaricomycetes; Agaricales; Schizophyllaceae. The record is from RefSeq and is a predicted model, not a curated record.
AUGGCGGACUGUUUCCGGUCUUGCGGACGUCCUUUCGUCGGUAUGUCUACUAACUAUACGCUAAGCAAGGACAAUACAGGAACCUCGCACCGCCUCGCUUGUUAUGCUGUCCGCAAGCAUCCUAGUCCGCCUGCUAUCCCCUCGCAGAACGGCACAUUCAACGACCAGCCUGCGACCUGUCCAUCUCCCGCGACUACGGUGAUUCGUGUAGUUGGAGGAUCCGCGCUCGCCUUCGUAUCACCACACGCACACUGCCUGUACUGCUUAGUACUCAGUGAAGGUCACCCCGGGGAGCCAUCACUCUACUUCGGGACUAGGGUUCUCGGGCCACCUGGAUGCGUCUUGAUCAUUGGACUGUCGACCUCCUUCCAGCGCUUCGGUGAUACGCCUUCGCUCCUGGGGUGGACGACCUCGAGGUCACCCGACUGGUCAACUGUAGUGGGCUCCAUAUUGCGGCAAACUCUCAUACGACCCAGACGGACCGCGAUGACGCUCAUCGCCUGA